Messenger RNA from Clupea harengus (Atlantic herring), 4587 nucleotides. RefSeq names its product phosphodiesterase 5A, cGMP-specific, a (gene pde5aa). NCBI's taxonomy places the organism in Eukaryota, Metazoa, Chordata, Actinopteri, Clupeiformes, Clupeidae. The record is from RefSeq and is a predicted model, not a curated record. Gene Ontology annotation, biological process: signal transduction. Gene Ontology annotation, molecular function: protein binding; 3',5'-cyclic-nucleotide phosphodiesterase activity.
GUACGUAAAAAGCUCUGGGAGACGCCAGGGACACUAAUCUCCGAUGGGGAUUACCCUACCUUUUUUUAGGCAACUGUUAAACUGCUAAGCAUCGGUCGCAAAGAAUCAAAUGUCAAACGGAGCAGAUUAGUUCAGUCACUCUCUGAUUUCCUGCAAUUCUUCUAAUUUUUUUUCCUCUGUCGUUCAAAUUUUCACAACAGGUUGCAAACGGUUGCUUCCUAUUCCAUUCCCCUUUGCAGGGGGACGCGAUGCCCUGCCUGCACGCGGAGUCGUUAGGUUCACUGUCUGCUGAAGGCGAUUACCAAUCAAGGACGGAUUCUGUAGCUUCAUUCAGUUCUACAAGUGGAAAAGAAGAACAACGCGACGCAGCAGGGUGGGUUGCUGGAGAGACAUUUGUCACUAGCGCAGGCUGGAUCUUUUCACCCCUGUGGAGCCAGCGCGCUCAAUCGCGGUUCUUUGGGUUUCGUGAAGGUAUUGGGAGCGAUACAGUUGGAGCUCUGCUUGACGGUCACUCUGAUUUUGCGCGCUCCUAUUUCUUACGAAGGACAUCAAGGGAUAUGGCGAAUGGCUCAUCCUCAGGGAAGUCUUCGCGGAGCUCAAAAGAAGGGGCUCGGUCUAAGAAGGAUGUCCAUUCAAGCACACCACAGCUGUGCCGGCGGAGGGAAUCGCACCCACUGUGUAGCCCUAGCAGGAGGAGGUUUUCUGGGUCUUACCUUGAAAGCUCGCCAUCCAAUGUCCCCUCGGUGGACUGGGGCAAUUUCCUGACUCUUGAAAUGGGCGCUCAUCCUCCAGGGUCACCAUGCUCUCCGCGGUCCCCACGAUCUCGAAGAUCUUCGCUCUCAUCUCAUUCCAUGCGGCCACCGUUGUCCCCCCGUUUGUCGCGGUCCCCCAGACGGGCUGGUCCGUGUGGACGUCGUGCAUCCUGCGACUGGAUGGUGGAGAUGAUGGGGGGUGGCGCCCCAUGUCGCCAGGGUCUGUCAGAGGUCUGCAACAAGGUCUUACAGCACGUGAGCAAAGCCAUGGCUGCAGACCAGUGCUCCUUUGCUCUGGUCACAGAUGACAGGGCCGGAGGGAGAGGCCUCAGUGGUGUGGUCUUUCGUUCAUACAAGGAGGACUCCCAUGGCCAGGGUCAACUUUCCUGGGAAAAAAGCAUCAUGGAACAUGUUGUAGCAACUGGGAAGUCACUCAAUAUCAAGAAUGUCUUUGAGGAUGCCAGGUUCAGUCCUGAAGUGGAUGACCUAUCUGGAUUCAGGCCUAAGAGCAUCUUGAGUCUGCCUGUUUACAACCCCAGAGAGGAGCUUGUAGGUGUUGCCAUAGCGAUCAACAAGACAGCUGCUGCCGGUAUAAACUAUGGCCAGUUCUUUUUCUCUGAGGAAGAUGAGAAGGUUAUGACAACUCACAUGGCGAUGCUAGGGGUUAUCUUGGAUAAUGCACUGCUCUGUGAGAAUGCUGAACAAGAGAGCAAGCGUAGCCAAGUUCUGCUAGAUCUGGCUCGCCUGCUGCAAGAAAGGCAUGAGUCCCGGGAGUCUCUCCUAAACAAAUUGGCCUCCACCAUCCUACCCAUCACCAGAGCCAAACUGUGCACUGUUUUUAUUAUUGAUAGUACUAAAAAGGACUCUUUUUCAUAUAUCAUUGACACUGAACAUAUGGGUCCUGAUGAAUACAAAACUUCAUGCAAAAGGGAAAGUGAUGUCAACAUGAUAUGCCAUGCAUAUGCUGUUAAUGUGAAAAACUCGCUGAAAGCAGUUAAUGUUGCCAACAUCUCCACAGAAGGCAGUGUCCCCACGCUUGACCAGAUGACAGAGGAGGCAGGUGCUGAUAUGAGGACUCUGGUGUGCACACCUGUCAGAAAUGGACGCGAGGGCAAGGUUAUAGGAGUGUGUCAGCUUGUCAACAAGCAGAAUGAGGAAGCCGGCAAGGCAGAGGCGUUUGGCCGAGCAGAUGAGCGCCUCUUGGAAGACUUUGCCUUGUACUGUGGUGUGAGCCUGCAGAACUUUGAAAUCCAGCAGAGGGCAGAGCAGACCAGAGCCAAGCAGGCAGUCACACGAGAGAUUUUGUCUUAUCACAUGUCUGCAUCAGAGGAGGAGAUUAUGGCCUUGCAGGAGUCCUCCAUCCCCCCGGCACAGAAUCUUUCCCUCCUGGACUUCCAUUUCAGUGAUUUCGGCCUGCCAGAUUCCGUCACCACACAGGCAACAGUGCGCAUGUUCAUAGACCUAAACCUGGUGCAGGACUUCGAUAUUGACUACAAGAGUCUGUGCCGCUGGGUGCUGAGUGUAAGGCGUGGCUACCGGCGGGAUGUGGCGUAUCACAACUGGAACCACGCCUUAAGCACUGCCCAGUGUAUGUUUGCCCUGCUGAAGGGAACGGGCCAUCUGCAGAGUCAUUUCUCCAGUCUGGAGAUUUUAGCUCUCAUGAUCGCCACCCUCUGCCAUGAUCUUGACCACAGAGGAGUCAACAACUCUUACAUAGCACGGAGUCAACAACCUCUAGCUCAGCUGUACGGCCAUUCAUCUUUAGAACAUCAUCACUAUGACGUGUGUGUCCUAAUCCUCAACAACCCAGGUAGUGAGAUUCUGAGUGGUUUGUCUCAGGAAAACUAUCAGCAGUGCCUGCAAAUGAUUGAGAAAAGCAUUUUGGCUACAGACCUUGCUCUCUAUAUGACAAAGAGAGAAGCGUUCUUCCAGAUGGCUGAGAAAGACAACAUCCGCUGGCAAGAUGAGGAUCACAGAGAACUGCUGAAGUCGAUGCUAAUGACGGCGAGUGAUAUCUGUGCUAUCACAAAGCCUUGGCCAGUUCAGAAGAAGACGGCCAGUCUUAUUGCCUCAGAGUUCUUUGCCCAAGGGGACCGUGAGAAAAAUGAAUUCAACAUAAGACCCAUUGAUGUGAUGAACCGAGAGAACAGCACUCGUUUCCCACACAUGCAGGUGGAGUACAUUAAUGGGAUCUGUGCACCUUUGUACAAGGCUCUUGCUAAAGUGUUUGACUCUUGCAACCCGCUACUUGAGGGCUGUAUAAACAACCGUGAAAACUGGGAGCGCCUUGCUGCGGGAGAAGAGGAUGAUGUGUUUGAGACUGAGGGUUAGAUAAAGAGAAAGGGGGAAGCAAGUAAAAUCAGGUGAGGAACAUAGUUCUACGCCAAUGAAACAUCAUCAACCUGUUUUAGAGUGAUUAAAUGAUCCAGGACCUCAGAUCAAGACAACUUGUGGAACCUUUAUGGGAAAUUAUAAACAGGAAAUUGGGAUAUUUUAAAACAGCAACCUCUAAUGGCAAUUUAUGAUAUGAUUGUGGAUAUGCUUGGUUUGUAAUUUUAUGUUCGUCAUAUAGAGGCACACUUAAACAGACCAAAUUAGAUAAACAAAUUUGAUAGACUGUGGCGAGAUUUCGUUUAAUUUUACUGCAGAUAUGUACAGUAUGUUAUAGAAAUGGUGUGUGCCUUACUUAGACUAUAUGACAUUCACACAGUAAUGCUGAUAAUGUGUCAGCUAUAGAGUCUAUUAGGACUAUACAUGUUCUCUCCAGAUCAUAAAGCUUGCAUGUGGUUUUUGCACUGAUAUAUUCCAAUGGCUGAAAGUUCUAUCCCAUGGGCAAAUAGACUUGUUUAUGGAAUUGUCUAAGGUUUUCUUAAACCUUAUGUCUAGGUGACCUAAAAGGGUGAAGCAUAUUUCAACACCUAUGCAAAAAUGUCUGAUCAAACCUAAAUGUACAAAACCAUAUACUAUACACAUACAGACACGAAUAGAAAAACACACGACAAUAAAUAGAAUAACUCCCAAUUAUUCCUAAUAAUUAUCAUACAUUUUCUUUAGAUGUUAUUAUUAUUAUUAUUUACCACGGACAUUUAUUGUUACUUUGCUUCUUUGCCCCGCUGCCCUUUCCCAGAAGGCCCUGUUCAGCUUUAGCCAGAGCUAACGCUCUCACUUUUUCUAAUUAGGCAGAACAGUUAUGUUACACUAUAUACUACUAUUGUAGUAAUCAGAACCUGAUUAGAUUUCCUGUCAGUUACUCUAUAUUAUAUGAUAUAAUAUUAGGGGAAUCCCAGUCGUUGUUUUAGAUAAAGAUUAUACAUAUUCUUACUACAGUUUAAUUCCUUUCAGGACUGUGCUUUUGUUCCUUGUCAUCUUUUGGGGUUUUGGUUAAUAAACUGGAGACAGACCAUAGAUAACAUCAGGUUUUGGUAGGAUGGUCCUCUUAUUGGGUCUAAAAUGGGCCAUAGCCUACACAACCAAACCAGACAACCAGACAUUUAAUGCAUGUCAAACAACGUCCAUACAGAAUGUCAUCUGUUCAUUUAAAUCUAUAGCAUUUUCUAGUUUCCAUUGUUUUGUAGCCCCAUUUGGAGCCUUCUUCAUGAGACUGAAGGUUCAGUAAGUUUCACUUUUAGAAAUCAGCUCAUUCAGAUUCACCUGCAAUCUGUUGCUGAAAAAAAACAGUAAUAUAUCUUCCUUGAUAUGUGCUUGAGGUUUGUGAUGAAAUAACAGGACAGUUGUAGUAUUGGAAAGUUUCGCAAAUGCACUGUAAAGUAUACUGUAAACAAAUAUUUAAAGUAUAGAGAAUGGGCAUACAUUUAGUAAAUACUUUUGUACAUAA